CUACCUGUCACACCUGAGCCAGCAGUUUGUGUAGUCAGAGGAGCACAGAUAGGGCUCCAUGCUGGGGCCUGGGCUGCCCAGCCAUGCUCUGCGCACUCUGGCCAAGGUGGCUGGCAGGCAAGAUGUUGCCCCUCCUGGGGGCAGUGCUGCUUCGGAAGACCGAGAAGAGGGGCCCUCCUUGGAGGCACUGUUGGCGGGAAACCCACCCAUACUAUGACCUCCAGGUGAAGGUGCUGAGGGCCACAAACAUCCGGGGCACAGACCUGCUGUCCAAAGCUGACUGCUACGUGCAACUGUGGCUGCCCACGGCAUCCCCCAGCCCUGCCCAGACUAGGAUAGUGGCCAACUGCAGUGACCCCGAGUGGAAUGAGACCUUCCAUUACCAGAUCCAUGGCGCUGUGAAGAAUGUCCUGGAGUUCACCCUUUAUGACAAGGACAUCGUGGGCAGUGACCGGCUCUCCCAGCUCCUGUUUGACCUGAGGAGCCUCAAAUGUGGUCAACCCCACAGACACACCUUCCCACUCGACCACGAGGAUUUACAAGAGCUGCAGGUGGAAUUCGUUCUGGAGAAGAGCCAGGUACCUGCGUCUGAAGUCAUCACCAACGGGGUUCUGGUGGCUCACCCCUGUCUGAGAAUCCAGGGCACACUCCAGCAAGAUGGGACAGCCCCACGUCAAGAGUUCGGCUCUAGGCAGCUUCAGCUGGCAGUGCCUGGGGCCUAUGAGAAGCCACAGCUCUUGCCUCUGCAGCCUCCUGCAGAGCCAGGCCUCCCACCCACCUUCACCUUCCACGUGAACCCAGUGCUGAGCUCCAGGCUGCACGUGGAGCUGACAGAGCAGCUCGCAGCUGUGCAGAGUGGCCCCAGCGCGGAGCUGGAGACUCAGACCAGCAAGCUGGGUGAGGGAGGCAUCCUGCUCUCCUCUCUGCCCCUAGGCUGGGAGGAACAGCGUUCUGUGGCCCUGGGGGAGGGUCAGGAAGUGGCUCUGAGUGUGAAGGUGGAAAUGAGCUCGGCGGACCUGGACCUACGCCUUGGCUUUGACCUCUGUGAUGGGGAGCAGGAGUUUCUGGACAGGAGGAAGCAGGUCGUGUCCAAGGCCCUGCAGCAGGUGCUGCGAUUGAGUGAAGCGCCGGACAGUGGCCAGGUGCCUGUAGUGGCUGUGUUGGGUUCCGGGGGUGGAACCCGAGCCAUGUCUUCUCUGUAUGGCAGCCUGGCAGGGUUGCAGGAGCUCGGCCUCCUUGACACUGUGACCUACCUGAGUGGGGUCUCUGGAUCCACCUGGUGCAUCUCCACACUCUACAGGGACCCAGUCUGGUCCCAGGUGGCCUUGCAGGGCCCCAUUGAGCGUGCCCAGGUUCGUGUCUGCAGCAGUAAGAUAGGAGCUUUGUCCACGGAGCAGCUACAGUACUACACUCAGGAACUUGGAGUCCGGGAGCGCAGUGGCCACAGUGUGUCCCUCAUCGACCUCUGGGGCCUUCUCGUGGAGUAUUUCCUGUACCAGGAGGAGAACCCUGCCAAGCUGUCUGACCAACAAGAGGCGGUCCACCAGGGUCAGAACCCUUACCCCAUUUACGCCGGUGUCAACGUCCGAACCAACAUCAGUGGGGAAGACUUUGCAGAGUGGUGUGAGUUCACCCCCUAUGAGGUCGGCUUCCCCAAGUAUGGGGCGUAUGUUCCCACCGAGCUCUUCGGCUCAGAGUUCUUCAUGGGACGAUUGCUGCAGCUCCAGCCCGAGCCCCGAAUCUGCUACCUGCAAGGUGUGUGGGGCAGUGCCUUUGCUGCCAGCCUGGAUGAGAUCUUCCUAAAGACUGCCGGCUCAGGCCUCGGCUUCCUGGAGUGGUACAGAGGCAGUGUGAAUAUCACAGACGACUGCCAGAAGCUUCAGCUGCACGACCCCUCGAGGCUUCGAACUAGGCUUCUCACUCCCCAGGGGCCCUUCUCCCAGGCUGUGCUGGACAUAUUCACCUCCCGCCUCACUUCCGCCCAGAACUUUAACUUCACCCGGGGCCUUUGCUUGCACAAGGACUAUGUGGCUGGCAGGGAGUUCGUGACCUGGAAAGACACACACCCGGAUGCCUUCCCCAACCAGCUCACUCCCAUGCAGGACUGUCUGUACCUGGUGGACGGAGGCUUUGCCAUCAACUCCCCGUUCCCACUGGCUCUGCUGCCUCAGAGAGCGGUGGACCUCAUCCUGUCCUUCGACUAUUCCUUGGAAGCCCCUUUUGAGGUCUUGAAGAUGACGGAGAAGUACUGCCUGGACAGAGGAAUCCCUUUCCCUACCAUCGAGGUGGGCCCUGAGGACAUGGAGGAGGCCCGUGAGUGCUACCUGUUUACCAAGGCCGAGGACCCCCGCUCGCCCAUCGUGCUGCACUUCCCCCUUGUUAACAGCACCUUCCGCACACACCUGGCCCCAGGUGUGGAGCGACAAACAGCUGAGGAGAAGGCCUUUGGGGACUUUAUCAUCAACAGGCCAGAUACCCCCUAUGGCAUGAUGAACUUCACCUAUGAGCCCCAGGACUUUGAUCGGCUGGUGGCCCUGAGCCGGUACAAUGUUCUAAAUAACAUGGAGACCUUGAGGUGCGCCCUCCAACUGGCUCUGGACCGGCAGAAGGCUCGGGAGAGGGUUGGGGGCUGACCAAGGCAGGAGACGGAGGACUGUGACCCAGAGGAGACACCUGCUCAAGGCCAGGGUGUGUAGAGGGAGGAGCAAUGGGAACUCUGUGCGGGGUCUGCUGCCCUUCUCUCUAGCACCUGCCUCAAGGGGCCCCAGGCCCUGGAAAGCUCUUGCAGAAUUGCAGCUUGGACUUGCAGCAGUGGUCUCCUUGUGUGUUUCUUGGAGAAGAUGGGGCAGUAGAUCUCUCCGGGGGAUCUUGGGGAAUCAAGGACAGAAGACAGCAACACUCAUUUCACAGCCGGGUAUGGAGAGAAUCAGGUACACCGCAGGGCCCACCCCAGGCACAGAAGGACCUCAGAGGGCCCAGGUCCUCAGAGCCACACAGAACAGGGGCUGAGGGUGCUGAGGUGCCAGCUGUCGUCCUUACACAGAGACGAAUGCGCCCAUACUUCCUGCAGAAUGGCCCAAGCCCCAACCCCACCUCAAGCUCCUGGAUGCCCUGCUCUCAAGAAUCAAGAACAACGAGGGGCUGGGUGGGUGACUCCAUUGUCCUAACCCUCCUCCUGCUUUCUGGCCUCCUCAUGCCUCCUCCCAGAUCACCCUUUGCUUCCCAGCAUCCUAAAGCCUGUGGGGUGCUCCAGGUGGGAGAUGUGCACAUGUCCCCCUGCUAAUCACCCAUGCUUCAACCCUUGAGUGUGUGCCACAGUCUCUGGUCAUGUGCGUGGUGGCCACGUUAUGCAGAUAUAGUCUCACCAUUCCCAGGAGCUAAA
Saimiri boliviensis boliviensis (Bolivian squirrel monkey) is the source of this 3382-nucleotide messenger RNA. It is a transcript of the gene PLA2G4F, whose product is annotated as phospholipase A2 group IVF. Gene Ontology annotation, biological process: glycerophospholipid catabolic process. Gene Ontology annotation, molecular function: calcium ion binding; calcium-dependent phospholipid binding. NCBI's taxonomy places the organism in Eukaryota, Metazoa, Chordata, Mammalia, Primates, Cebidae. Gene Ontology annotation, cellular component: vesicle; ruffle membrane; cytosol. The record is from RefSeq and is a predicted model, not a curated record.